Orcinus orca (killer whale) is the source of this 4014-nucleotide messenger RNA. RefSeq names its product CKLF like MARVEL transmembrane domain containing 2 (gene CMTM2). Bases 267 to 947 code for a protein of 226 amino acids. Lineage: Eukaryota; Metazoa; Chordata; Mammalia; Artiodactyla; Delphinidae. The record is from RefSeq and is a predicted model, not a curated record. The transcript has 4 exons.
CUCCCGCGCAGGGUCUGGGCGGCCGCGGACACUCGAGGCGCUUGCUGCCGGGCGCGGGGGCGCGGCUGGGCGGAGGGGACUCGCGUGCAGAGACUAGGUGCGCGUCGAGAGGGCGCUAAGCGCUGGCCUUCGCUCGUCGUUCCCGGCCGUUGGCUGAGCGCGGCCUCCAAGCAGGUCGGUGGGCAUUCGGCUCGCUCAAAGGCCAGGCCUGGCCGGGAACAGCAAAAAUUGGGCAGGCCGUGAGAAGCUGAGAACUCCACGGCAAGAUGGCUGACAAAGGCAAAAAGGGCAAACCCGGGGCCACCGCAGCCGCAGCCGCAGCCGCAGCCGCGCCGGGGGCGGCCCCUCCUCCGGGCGAUGAAGUGGGAAGGUGGAAGGGGUGGUGUCGCCGUUACAAGUGGGAAGUCAAGAACAGCAAUAGAGAGUUCUGGCUUAAUGGGUACGCUGAGGUCAAGCUCAUUAUCUUGGGCUGCCUAAUAGGUUCACUGAUGAUGUUCAAGGGGACCACUGUGCACCCCCACGUGACACUCAUCAUCACCAUGGAGUUGUCCAUCUUAAUCUUCUUCAUCAUUAUCUACACCUUCGCCAUCCAGAGAUACGCAUUCUUCAUCCUGUGGCCCAUUUCUGACCUUCUCAACGACCUGUCCUCCAGUGCUUUCCUCGUGGGGGCCGCCCUCUCUGCCGUGAAAACUCGGCAAACCAUGCCAAUGCACUACAUUUAUGGUGUGAUCCUUAUCGGUGUGGCUGCACUUGUUGCUUUAAUAGAUGUUUGUCUUCAAAUGACACACUUCAAAGGCAAGAAGGUCAAAGCGCGUGUGCGGAUUCUUCCACGAAAGGAUAAAAAGGGCAAAAAGCCAAAGGAAGGAGAAAAACCAGAGGAAGCAGGCAAGGGGAGGGCAGCGGUACCGCCACCUGCCAAGGGCGGCAAAGGUGGCGGUAAGAAGUGAGGCCGAGGCGCCUGGGGUCGGAAGUGGCUGUGUAUCUUACUGCAAAACAUGUUUCCACUGUCUAACUUGUCUUUUCUCUAGAAUGGUCUUCUUUUCCAUUUCAACGACUCUACCUUUGCUUGGAAAGGAAGUUUCUCCUUAAAUGAAUUUUAAAAGCUUAAAGUUGACGUAAACGUUAUCUUGUUCAUUCAACAAGAGUAGCCGAAGGUUUUGGCGCAGAGGGCGAGGCUGGAGCGGGGCCUCUGGAGGUGUUCGCAGGGCACGGAGGGUUUGGGGGAACAGAAGCGUGGGUGAUACCAGCUGUCAACACCGACCAGGCAAAGGGGCCAAAGGAAAACGAGAGACUGGAAAAGAAAAGGCUGCAUUUUGUUCACAUUGACAUUUUCAUGUUACAUUUCUAUACAUUUCAAGAACAGGGGAAAACAGACAUAUCACUCUCCAGGGUCUCUGCACAGACAGGAAAUAGAAAGCAAGAGGCAUUGGCACAAAACAGUUAGAAACCUCUGGAGGUCGUCUUGCUCUCCUGGUGUCAAAAUGUCAGGAAAUCCAGACCAAGCAAAAAAUAAGAUUUUCAAGGUCAACAUAAAAAGAACCUGAUUUCUUAGUACUUGAAAACAUAACUAAAGCAUAAGUGCCUGGAAGGAGAUGAAGAUGGCAGAGGAGGAGGACGCUGAGCUCACCUCCCCCUAGGAAUACAUCAAACCUACAUCUACAGGUGGAGCAAUUCUCACUGAAAACAAGUUGGACACUGGCACAAAGACUUACACAACCAAAGCUGUAAAGAUAGAUCCAUACAGAGUUGGGUAGAAGGGAAGAGAAGCGAACAGGUUGGGACCUAUACCCCUGGGAGGGGACACAGAAGAGGAGGGGGAUUACACAGGCUCAGAGAUCCUCCCUGGGGAGUGAGCAGUUCAAACCACAUAUGGGAACACCCCACCCCCGGGCUCUGACACCAGGAGUCUCCUUAGCUGGUUUGAAAACUACUGAGGCUAACAGGAAGGGUGUAAGAAACCUAGACUCGGCUCGUGAAGAGCAUACAUCUGCUUCCUUACUCCCGAGAGCAAGACAGAGGAAGCAGAUUGAAAUUGCCCAGAGCUCUAGCCAGUUUCCCACAACUGCCCCUGCGUGUGCCCCAGUCCACGACGAGCGCCUGCUCCAGCCUCUCUUGCUUCAGCAUUCCUCCCCUCUGGGGUGAAGGUGUCAAUACUGGGAUGGAGGAGAGUGUGCACUUAGAGGGAACCUGAACUUCAGGGCUUCUGCUCUAGUACCUUGGGACCCUCCCCGACCCUGUAUAGGGCAGUGUCAGCCACUGUGCAGAGGAGAAGCAGUCGCUCACACCAGGCUCUGGCUCUAGCUCCUUCAUCUCCAGCCCCACCUCCGACCUCCCAGCCCCAUCUCCAGCUGUGUGUGACAGCUGCCAGCACACCCUGGGGAAAGACGUGACCCAUGCUCAUUUCAAAUCCCGCUUUCCCACCAAAGCCACUGGGCACAUGUAGUCUGCAUAGGGACGCUCCCACACAAGGACACCCCUUCAAGACCAGAAUAGGUAACUGUUUCACCUAAUUUCAUAGAGAGAAAGUUAAGCAAAAUGAGAGACAGAGGAAUUUGUUUCAAAUGAAAGAAUAAGAAAAAAAAAGCCUGCUGUGUAGCACAGGAAACUCUACUCAAUACUCCGUAAUGGCCUAUAUGGGAAAAGAAUCUAAAAAGAAAAAAGUGUAUAUACGUAUAUGUAUAACUGAUUCACUUUGCUGUACACCUGAAACUAACACAACACUGUAAAUCAACUAUACUCCAAAAAAGUUUUUAAACUGAAAAAAACAAUGAAUGAUACAGGGAUAAUUUACCAGUUAAAGAGUUCAAAGCAUUUGUAACAAGAAUGCUAACUGAAUCAGGGAAAAGAACAGAUGAACACAGUGAGAAUUUUAACAAGGAACUAGAAAAUAUAAAAAAGAACCAGUCCCUGGUGGUCCAGUGGGAAAGAAUCCGCCUUCCAAUGCAGGGGACACGGGUUUGAUCCCUGGUUGGGUAACUAAGAUCCCACAUGCCACGGGGCAACUAAGCCCGUGCGCCACAACUACUGAGCUCGCACACCUCAAUGAGAGAGCCAGCGUGCUGCAGACUACAGAGCCCACGUGCCCUAGAGCCCACGCACCACAACUGGAGAGAGAAAACCCGUGCACCACAACUAGAGAGAAGCCUGAGCGCUGCAACAAAGAGACGGCGCACCACAACAAAAGAUCCCUCAUGCCUCAGUGAAGAUCCCUAAUGCCGCAACUAAGACCCAACACAGCCAAAAAAACAAAUAAAUAAAUAAGUAUAUAUAUAAAAAAAAGAACCAGUCAGAGCUGAAGAAUAAAAUAACUGAAAUGGAAAACACACUAGAAAGAAUUAACAGCAGACUAGGUGAUACAGAAGAACACAUAAGUGAUCUGGAAGGUAGAAAAAUGGAAAUCAGAACAGCAAAAAGAAAAUUUUUUAAAGAUGAGAAUAAUUUAAGGGAACUCUGGGACAAGAUCAAGCAUACUAACAUUCACAGGAGGAAAAGAGAGAGGGAAAAGAGUAAAAAAAAAAUUUUGAUGAAACUAUGGCUGAAAACUUCCCAAACCUGAAGAAAAAGAUAUCCAGUACAGGAAUCACAGAGAGUUCCAAACAAGAUGAUCCCAAAGAGACCCACACCAAGAUAUAUCACAAUUAAAAUGUCAAAAGUUAAAGAGAAAAUUCUAAAGGCAGCAAGAGAAAAACAAAGAAUCACACACAAGGGAACCCCCCAUAAGGCUAUCAGCUGAUUUUUCUGUAGAAACUUUGCAGGCCAGAAGGGAAGUGGCAUAAUAUAUUGAAAGAGCUGAAAGGGAAAAACCUACAAUCUAGGAUACUCUAUCCAGCAAGAUUAUCAUUCAGAAUUGAAAUUAGAACAUUUUCUCACACCACAUACAAAAAUAAACUCAAAAUAGAUUAAAGACCUAAAUGUAAGACUGGAAACCAUAAAACUAGAAGAAAACAUAUGCAGAACACUACGACAUAAAUCAUAGCAACAUUUUUUUGGGGGGGAUCUGUCUCCUAAGGCAAA